AUGGCAGAUCCGUUGGGAGAAGCAACGUGCAGAUCUGUGGAGCGCAUCUUCGACGCCGUCCCCUUUAACAAGAGUGAUAGGAAAAGGCUCCAAUUCGAGGACAAGAAGCUAAACCACUUCUUCGAAAAUGGGAUACUGAAUUAUAGCCUCGUGGAGGUGGUGGGCCCGUCGGGAAGCGGAAAAACGCAGUUCGCCCUCACCCUCUGUGCAGAUAUCCUUUUAAAAAUUAUUCAACAGGAAAGACAGGCCAUAGUUUUAUAUGUGUACUUUAAUCGAAUGUUCCCAAUAGGGCGAUUGGAAGAAAUAAUUCGGGGCAAGUUGGAGUUGAGGCAGAGACGUAUCCAGGGGGAUACAGAAGACAAUGUUAGUAGUUUCAAGGGGGCGCAUGGAAGGGAUGAAGCGUAUUAUUGCUUCCAGGGGGGGAAUGAAAAGAGAACGGAGCAGAUAGAGGGGUCUGGGCAAGUGGGAAACCAUGACCAGACACACCGCGAUGAGGCAGGCCGGACAGACACGAACCACGCGCAGAACUGUCCAGUCCGAAAGGCCCUGGAAAAUUUGUACAUACAAAAAAUAAACGAAGAAAAGGAAUUCUUCCAGUUAAUAAAAAAAGACAUACAGUACAUUUUGAAACAUCACCAGAUUUCCCUCCUUGUGAUAGAUUCACUAAAUUCUCUCUUUAAUGGAAAUGAUAAACUAGAAGUAUACAAGAAGUGCCAGAUUUUUACUUCCAUCUCUCAAUCUCUAAAACAACUGGCAUACGAGAAUAACUUUUUUCUAUUAGUACUUAACAGUUGGCACCCACGGAAGGACUACAUCCAUUUUUCCUUCAACCUUUUUGAUUACGUUAUUAACUCCUCCUUUUCUAACACCAUCAUAUAUUUCAAGAAGAGGAAGAGAAAGAAUAAAAUUGACCGCAGGAUGAUCAUAAAAUUUUCGGAAUUUUUGCGCAAGUAUAAAUCGAUGCGCUUUGAAAUUAACGACUCGGGGUUCAGCCUGCCCUAA
Plasmodium knowlesi strain H is the source of this 1002-nucleotide messenger RNA. RefSeq names its product conserved Plasmodium protein, unknown function. NCBI's taxonomy places the organism in Eukaryota, Apicomplexa, Aconoidasida, Haemosporida, Plasmodiidae. Gene Ontology annotation, biological process: telomere maintenance via recombination; double-strand break repair via synthesis-dependent strand annealing; resolution of mitotic recombination intermediates. The record is from RefSeq and is a predicted model, not a curated record. The transcript is spliced from 2 exons. Gene Ontology annotation, molecular function: four-way junction DNA binding. The coding region runs from base 1 to 1002 and encodes 333 amino acids. Gene Ontology annotation, cellular component: replication fork; Rad51C-XRCC3 complex.